Molecule: messenger RNA, 765 nt
Organism: Hypoxylon trugodes
Lineage: Eukaryota; Fungi; Ascomycota; Sordariomycetes; Xylariales; Hypoxylaceae
Exons: 2
Coding region: 143-685 (180 amino acids)
Biological process (GO): mitochondrial translation
Cellular component (GO): mitochondrial large ribosomal subunit; ribosome
Molecular function (GO): structural constituent of ribosome
Source: RefSeq, a predicted model, not a curated record
CAUCUUUUAUAGGCUACGUAGCCCCACAAUAUCGGAAUUUGAAUUUUCAUCCGCCGACCUACGGAUAGCGAACUUAUUGAACUAGUGUGCUAAAUUUCGAGAUACACUUUUGUCGCAUAUAUUCAAUUGCCAUCCAGACACAAUGGCGUCAAAACAACUCUUCCGGACAGGGAAGAAGCAAGUCUUCUUACCCGACCACACAGUAAUCUUCCUCCGACCGCGCGACACCCAACCACCAAACUUCGCAUCUUUCCAAGUGCCCCUAACAUUCAACAAGCUCGACCUACGCGACUACCUCCUCCAUGCAUACAAUGUACCAGUCCUAAGUGUACGGUCGCAAUUAACGCAAAGACGGCCUAUCCGAUCUAAAGUGCACCACCGAAUCUACAGACCACCACCUAUCAAGACGAUGACGGUAGAACUGCACCAGCCGUUUGUGUGGCCUGAAGAACCGGAGGAUAAGAGCGAGUGGAACACGCCGUGGAUGGAGAAGCGUGAGCAGGAGAGACAGAAACAAGAAGAGCUUACUGAUAGCCUUAAGAAGAGUGGCAAGUGGCCUUUGAGAGACGAGACGGGUGCUACGCAUGAGAGCUUGGAGCUUAGGAAGGAGGCUAAGAGGUUGUUGCGGGAGGGCAAUUGGAGUAAUAGGAACGAGUUGGAUCCGAAGUUUGUGAAGGAGAAAUAGGGUUAUGAUGAAUUCUGAAUGAAAAAUGCCCUUCAUGAUCUGGAGCCUGGGGGCGGAUAGGACAUGAAUGUACGACUACG